UCUCUUAAAAUGGGGUUAAAUGGAGAAAACUAGUCGCGUUUUUCUUUUUCGUUUGGCGCUCUUGCCACAACCCUUUCGGGGCAACCCUUUUAGAUUCCCUCUUCUUUUCUAAUUUUUCUGAUUUUCUCUCUCUCUCUAAAACUCGAAUCGAAACCCUAGUUUCAGUUUCUCCAUAUCUUUCUCUAGAUUCGGUUUUCUACUCUAAUGGCGUCAGAACAGCAGUCACAGUCAAUCAAGAGUUCGAAGGUGUUGGUGGUUGGAGCUGGAGGAAUAGGGUGUGAACUGCUUAAGACACUUGCUCUUUCUGGGUUUCAAGAUAUUCACAUUAUUGACAUGGACACAAUUGAAGUGAGCAACCUCAACAGGCAAUUUUUGUUUCGAAAAUCGCAUGUGGGGCAGUCUAAGGCCAAGGUUGCUCGAGAUGCAGUCUUAAGAUUUAGGCCUCAAAUAAACAUAACUCCCUACCAUGCAAAUGUGAAAGAUCCCGACUUUAAUGUGGACUUCUUUAAGCAAUUUAAUGUUGUCUUGAAUGGCCUUGAUAAUUUAGAUGCUAGGCGGCAUGUCAAUCGCCUUUGCUUGGCAGCUGAUGUUCCUCUGGUAGAAAGUGGAACUACUGGGUUCUUGGGACAGGUAACUGUGCAUAUCAAGGGUAAAACAGAGUGCUAUGAAUGUCAACCCAAGCCCACUCCAAAAUCUUAUCCCGUGUGCACCAUUACUAGUACUCCAUCAAAGUUUGUUCACUGUAUUGUUUGGGCGAAGGAGUUGCUCUUUGCUAAGUUGUUUGGAGACAAGACUCAGGAGAAUGAUUUAAAUGUACGUUCAAAUGAUGCUUCUAGCUCAUCAGAACAUGCAGAGGAUGUAUUUGAACGAAGGGAGGGUGACGAUCCAGAGCAGUAUGGGAGAAGAAUAUACGAUCAUGUCUUUGGAUACAACAUUGAAGUGGCUUUAAGUAAUGAGGAGACAUGGAAAAACAGAAAUAGACCAAGGCCUAUUUACAGCAAGGAUGUUUUCCCCAACGGUUUCAUCCAGAGUAAUGGAAAUGCUGAUAAAGUGUCUGAUACUGAGAACCCAUCAUCAGUGUCUGCAACGGCCUCUCUCAGUUUGAAGAAUCCACAGGAUAUCUGGAGCCUUUCUGAAAAUUCAAAAAUCUUGUUGGAGGCUUUGAAAAUAUUUCUUGGAAAAAGAGAUAAGGAAAUUGGUAAUCUGAUAUUCGACAAGGAUGAUCAGUUAGCUGUGGAAUUCGUCACUGCUGCUGCAAAUAUUCGUGCAUCUUCUUUUGGUAUACCAUUGCAUAGUCUUUUUGAAGCUAAAGGUAUUGCGGGGAAUAUUGUGCAUGCAGUUGCGACAACAAAUGCAAUUAUUGCUGGGUUGAUUGUGAUUGAGGCUAUUAAGGUGCUUCAAAGUAAUUCAAACAACUGCAGGAUGACAUACUGCCUUGAACAUCCAUCUAGAAAGAUGCUUUUGAUGCCAGUAGAGCCAUUUGAGCCAAACAAAUCGUGUUAUGUCUGCUCUGAGACCCCCUUGUCACUUGAGGUUAAUACAAACUCUUCGAAGUUGCGGGACUUUGUUGAAAAGAUUGUCAAGAAUAAGCUUGGCAUGUGUUUUCCUUUAAUCAUGCACGGGUCAGCUCUCCUCUACGAGGUUGGAGAUGAUCUUGACCAAGCUAUGGUGGCCAAUUAUACAGCAAACCUUGAUAAGGUGCUAGCUGAGCUUCCUUCUCCUGUUACUAGUGGGACGGUGCUUACUGUAGAGGAUCUUCAGCAGGAAUUUACGUGCAAUAUUAAUAUCAAGCACAGAGAUGAAUUUGAUGAUGAAAAGGAACCUGAUGGGAUGGUUUUAUCCGGAUGGACACAAGCCCCCUCUAAGGAAAAAGAUGAUAGCGUGGCUGUUAGCAAUGGAGCGAGCACAUCAAGUGCAUCUCAAUCAACAGUGGUAGAAGCUGAGGACGAUGAUGACGUAGAAAUAGUUCCAACAGAACUUGCAUUUGUUUCCGCCGGAGCUAAAAGAAAGCUAUCUGAAAUUUCCAAUUCAAAUUCUUCAGCUCAUUCAAGUGUUGGUGAUGGCUACUGUGGUAAGAAAAAAAUAGAAGUUGUGGAUGAGGAAGAUGUAGUUGUGAUGCUCACUGAUGGCAAUUCUGAUGUCAGCAAGAAGAAAAGAUUGCAGUAGCCACAAGUGCUGAGGGCUGAGGACCGUUGUUCAUUCUAGUUCUUCCUCCUAAUUUUGUAACAAUAUAGAGCUGGCUUUUGCUUUUCUUUUUCCUGAUCGUAAUCCUGGUGAACAUAGUUUAUUUGCAUCUAAUCAUUUGUAAUCGGCUGAUCCAUCUUAUAGAUAUAUACUCGUAAAGCAUCCAUGUAGGAGGGAGUAUAUUUGUUUUUAAGGAAAGAAGAGGUGGCUUGAUAUGGUCACUGUGGAGCGUUCCAAGUCUGGGUUAAAUCUAAUUCCUUGGAAUUCUUCAUUUUCUAUAAUCUGUUUAUGGGAAGGAAGCAACAUCUCUUCUUGCCCG
Papaver somniferum (opium poppy) is the source of this 2503-nucleotide messenger RNA. Its product is annotated as SUMO-activating enzyme subunit 2-like. The coding region runs from base 205 to 2166 and encodes 653 amino acids. The transcript has 11 exons. Gene Ontology annotation, biological process: protein sumoylation. The record is from RefSeq and is a predicted model, not a curated record. NCBI's taxonomy places the organism in Eukaryota, Viridiplantae, Streptophyta, Magnoliopsida, Ranunculales, Papaveraceae. Gene Ontology annotation, cellular component: cytoplasm; SUMO activating enzyme complex. Gene Ontology annotation, molecular function: SUMO activating enzyme activity.